This is a messenger RNA of Lolium perenne, 1086 nucleotides long. RefSeq names its product ervatamin-B-like. Gene Ontology annotation, molecular function: cysteine-type peptidase activity. The record is from RefSeq and is a predicted model, not a curated record. Gene Ontology annotation, biological process: proteolysis. Lineage: Eukaryota; Viridiplantae; Streptophyta; Magnoliopsida; Poales; Poaceae.
AUGGCGAGAGGCAUGCUGCUUGCGCUCACCAUGGUCUCCGCACUCGCGGUCAUGGCUCCGGCGGCGAGCAUGUCGUCGCUAGAGAGGAUUUACGUUAGCUCGGAGGAUUUUUCUUCGGAGGAUAGCCUGCGUGGCCUGUACGAGCGUUGGUACGCGCUUUACAGGCGCGGCGGCGACCCCGAAGAGAAGGAGAAGCGGUUCUCCAUCUUCAAGGUAGAGGCGCACACAGUGUACGAGCUGAACGAGGCUGGUGCGCGCGUGAAACAUCAUCUGAACUGGUUCGCGGACAUGACCCAAGGAGAGUACGAUGACUCGUUCGCAAGCUGCUCGCACCGCAAGACCCCACACCGCGACGAGAUGAAGCUCAACCGUCAGCAGCCCAGCCAGUAUUACGCCGACAAGCUGCCGGUCACCGUGGACUGGCGGACCGUGGAGGGCGUUCUCACCAGAGUGAAGCACCAGGGGGAAUGCGGAAGCUGCUGGGCAAUUGCUGCCACCGAUGCUAUGGAGAGCGUCCACUUCCUCGAGAACAAGAAGCGCACCAACCUCUCCGCUCAGGAACUGGUUGACUGCAACUUCCAUAAUGAUGGAUGCAAAGGCGGCACGGCUGUCAAUGCUUUCAUUUACGUCAUCAAUUACGGCAUUCAUUCCUCAGAGCAGUUUCCAUAUGUGGGAAGGCGGACGGACUGCGUCAUGCCUCCAGUAAAACCUGUCAUGGCAAUCAGGAAUUAUUACCAUUUGCAUCCACGUAACGAGAAGAUGCUCAUGGAAACGGUGGCCAAAAGGCCCGUCGUGGUCUUGGUUGUCGGCGCCAACACCACAACCUUUAAGCACUACAGCGGUGGCAUCUUCAGAGGGCCCUGUGGCAUCGACAGAAAGCACGAAGCCUUGCUCGUGGGCUACGGCACGACACCAAGUGACGAUUCCAAUGAUCCUGGCGUCAAGUAUUGGGUGCUGAGGAACUCAUGGGGGGAGUCGUGGGGAGAGAAUGGAUACAUGCGCCUUGAGCGCGGUAAUGAGGCUGACGGUGGCCUCUGCGGCAUUAUGGAGGAGCCAGUGUACCCUGCACAUCCAUAUGCGAGAUAG